AUGGCCGCCUGGCAGUUCACUGCAUCCAGCAACUCGUACAGACUAACAGUCGAUGGAGUUCAGGACACAACGGGCACUUUGGCACUGGCGACUGACGACGGCAACCAUGUGAUGCGUAUUGGCAACUGUGCUGAUAACUUUGUAGGAAAAUUCACUGGUCACCUGCACACUGUAAUGUAUUACGAUUACCGCAUUGGCAAUACAGACUUGGAGUAUGUCUACAGAAAUAGCCUUAAUUCCCGAGAAUAUAUCUGGAUUGAAGAAACCUAUUUUGGUGGAAAUGGCCAGUAUUACAAGAACUCCACUGAGGCAUGGACUACUGUGCCAAAUUGGUCACGGAAAUUUAACAAUUUUGGCAAAUUUGAUUUUUCUUUGUCUGUCUGGGUGCGAACAACUGAUACUGGAGCCAUUUUGAGAAGAACAGAGAGUUCAGGCACAUGGGUGUCGCAUGGAAAAGUAUUAUACAUCAACUCUGCUGGAAAAGCUAUGUUUGAUGCCUAUAGUGUAGGAAAUGUUGUGUCAACAAGCGUUGUCAAUGACGACCAGUGGCAUUUCAUUGUGUUUACCCAGGAGAUGCAGGCCACAGCCACGUGGAGGAUAUAUGUUGAUGGAGUUUUGGAGGCUUCACAGCAAUCCAUGGCCAUGACUGAGGACUUGGGUGACCAUGUCAUCUUUAUUGCCAACACCUUUCAAGGAUAUCUCAAGGAACUAUUUUAUUACAACUACAAGAUAUCUGAUGAAGAAAUCCUGUCUCGAUACAAUGGGUUUCAAGAUGACACCCAGUGUCCCACUGGUUGGCACCCAUUCCAAGGCAGCUGCUACUACUUUGAAGAAGCAAACUCCAUUGGUUAUGAUGGCAUCCAGGCCAAAGAUUUCUGUCAUAGUCUGGGGGCAAAGCGUGCCAGCAUCAGCAGUCAGUUGGAGCAAGACUUCCUUUACCAUGUGCUGCAGAAAAUGAAUUACACAGGACGUGAUUGGUGGUUGGGACUUCAACAGGAAGAUAGCAGCNGCUUCAAAACGGAUGCUGCUGAUUACUAA
Messenger RNA from Lingula anatina, 1038 nucleotides. RefSeq lists its product as uncharacterized. Gene Ontology annotation, molecular function: carbohydrate binding; hormone activity. Gene Ontology annotation, cellular component: extracellular region. The record is from RefSeq and is a predicted model, not a curated record. Lineage: Eukaryota; Metazoa; Brachiopoda; Lingulata; Lingulida; Lingulidae.